Ceratosolen solmsi marchali is the source of this 6118-nucleotide messenger RNA. RefSeq names its product histone acetyltransferase 1 (gene Hel89B). Gene Ontology annotation, molecular function: ATP hydrolysis activity; DNA binding; ATP binding. Bases 268 to 6006 code for a protein of 1912 amino acids. The transcript is spliced from 15 exons. The record is from RefSeq and is a predicted model, not a curated record. NCBI's taxonomy places the organism in Eukaryota, Metazoa, Arthropoda, Insecta, Hymenoptera, Agaonidae.
ACAAAACUUGCUUCACCAGCAAUAUGGCUGUCAGUAUAAAUGUGGUGCUUGUAGGAUGUAUCCCUCUCCGUAUUUUAAGAGAACAAAACGUCAGCAGCACCGAGCCCGGUGGCUUGAUGUAAUGCUAACCGGCAGCUCUAACGCAUGGGAAACAGCAAUGCGUGUCGGUUGAUGGACAUUACGAGUCAAUUAAAUUUUAACAAAAUUUUCCCUUGUGUGUUUAUUAUAAAUCUACAGCCACUAUAGACAUUUUACUUACCUUCAAAUAUGACAUCAAGAUUGGAUAGACUUUUCAUAUUGUUAGAAACUGGUACAAAUGCAGUUACAAAACGUGCUGCAGCUCAACAGCUGGGAGAGGCUCAACGUUUACAUCCCCAUGAACUUCAUCAUCUUUUGGCUCGAGUAUCUAACCUUCUUAAGUCAACUCAAUGGGAUACAAGAAUUUCAGCUGCACAUGCUGUUCAAGCAAUAAUUUCACAAGUACCUGUAUGGGAUCCAAAGCCAAAAAAAAAGAAAAUAUUUAUAGACAAAGAAGAAUUAUUACUAAUACAAAAAUCUAAUCAUAAAUUAAGUCUUGACAAUUUUGACAUGACUAGAGUACUUGCACAAAGUUUAUAUCUCACUGGUUCUGAAGGCAGUGAAUAUGAUCUUGUAGUAGUUGAAGGUGAAUCAAUAAUAGUUCAAGAUGAAAAAGAGUUAGCAGCAAAAAUAGGUUUACAUCCUCAUUUAAUGGGAGUUGAUACAACUGAUUUGUUUACUUCCGAUGAUUUAAUUUCAAUUACACCAUCAACAGCAUCAAAACUUCAAUUAGAAAAAAUAUCUAUAGAAGAAACAUUACAACAAAGAACUGGCUUAAGUAGAAGAGAGAUGAAUCGUGCUCGAAGGAAAGCUAGGCAAUCUAUAUCAAAACAACGUUCACGUGAACCAGAUGAUAACCCAGAUAUUGGAAAUUGUUCAAAUUCAACUCGUCAAAUUCCAGAAUCAUUAAAUAAAAAAAUGAAAUUAGAAGAUACUGGUAGCUUAGGAGCUUGGUAUAAUUCUAGUAAUGGUACUGUAAUUGAUUCUAGAUGUGCUGUCCCAGAUGGAACAGGAUGUUGGCCAGAUACUGCCAUUGAUUGGCCUUUAGAAGCAUUUGCAGAAAAUCUUCUUCAAGAUCUCUUUAGUUUAAAAUGGGAAAUUAGACAUGGAGCUGCAACAGCUCUUAGAGAAUUUAUAAGGCUUCAUGGUAGAGGAGCUGGAAAAUCAAGAAAUCAAACAUUGAUAGAGAUGGAGGAGAGUCAUCGACAAUGGUUAAUUGAUGCAGCACUUCGUCUUUUGUGUGUAUUAGGUAUUGAUCGCUUUGGAGAUUUUAUAUCUGAUCAAGUAGUUGCUCCAGUACGUGAAACAUGUGCACAAGCUCUUGGAUCAUUAGCUCUUUUAAUCUCUAGCAAGAAAAAAACUAAAACGAAAGAUUUAGAAAAUGGUGUAAGUAAAAGCAGUGAGAAAGAUGAAAUAGAGCGGGACAUGAAUGGUAAUCAUCGUGAUAUUUUGAGUCUAUUGUCUGUAAUGCUGAGACUUUUGGAACAUAAUGAAUGGGAAGCACGACAUGGAGCCCUACUUGCACUUAAGUAUUUAUUAGCAAUACGCAGUGAUUUGCUUGAUGAAAUACUACCUAAAGCCUUUCCAGCAAUCAUGAAAGGUCUUUCAGAUUCAGUAGAAGAUGUAGGUGCCAUGGCUGCCAGUGCUCUCAUACCAGUUGCUUCUGAUCUACCUCGACUUCUGCGUCCUACACAGCUAGAAACAAUUAUUUUAAGGCUUUGGCAACUUCUUAAGGAACAGGAUGAUCUUGCAGCAGCUUGUAAUAGUUUUAUGGGUUUACUAGCAGCAAUUCUUUCAUUACCUACAGCCAGAGCUUAUUUAACUCCUCAGCCAUUAUCAUUGAUACUGCCUCGUCUUUGGCCUUUUUUAAAUCACUCUAGUUCUAGUGUACGUAAGGCAACAUUACAAACAUUAGAAACAUUAACUGGUGAAGAAGGAGAGACUGACAUUGAUAGAGUUAGUCCAAAAGAACGUUGGGGUGAAGAAGGAGGGCUCAUUCUUCAGGAAGCGUUACGUAAUGUUUUUCAACGUGUGCUUAUUGAACAUUUGACUGGCAUUCAAGAAAUUGCAGAACGUGUUUGGAAAAAUCUCGUGGUGCGAAGUGAUCUAGAACUCUUGCUCCAUGCAGCUUGCCCACUAGUUAGUACCUGGCUUUGUCUGGCUAUGCAACCAGAACAUGUGCCUUUCAAUUCCAACCUUUUAAUAAAUGUGGCAUCACAGAAAUCUAAAAGCAAUUAUCAAGAUAGUCAAGAUUUAUGCAGUAAUCUUCAAAUGAAAUCAUCAUCGUCUUCAUCUUCAUCUUCAUCAGAACUUAAGGUUUAUAUUGGUGGUAUUGAAACAAUUGCUCAGAGUACUCGACAUUCAAAUGUCGUACGUGCUCGUUGUAUGGCGGCUCGAAUGCUUGGACUACUCUCAGGUUAUCUGGUUAAGCCAGCUCCUGGUCUUAUUUAUACUCCAGAAAUUCCAAGUCCUUCCCUUUGUUAUGCUAAAGUUUUACUUGCACAUUUAAAUUCGAGAUCAGCAUUACAAAGAACAGUUGUUGCAUUAACAAUGGCUCACUGGGCAACACUUGAUCAGAUGAAUCCACCUACAAUACCAGAUAUUCUUCGGAAACAGCUGUUUAUCUGUUUAAAUGAGUAUAUAUAUUAUGAUGAGAUAGCAGCUUCGAUGACUCGCUUACUACACGAAUGUCGUGAUUACACUGCUACUCUUAAACACUAUAAGCUGUCUCUAGCAACCGAAAUAAAUACAAGCGGCGUAAUGACUUUGGAACAAAUUGCACAGUUAGCCUCAGCGGCUAUACCAGGUUUACGAACUACCGCUUCCAAUGGACCUAUGAAUUCUACAAAUCCUGUUCUUGCCAAACUCAAACCGAAACUUAUAGAAAGUUUGGAAGACCGUCGACGGGCAUUAGAAAUGGGAGCUUUAGCAAGUUCUGCUCAGCAACAAGCCAUGCACAUUACAGCAAUGGCAGCUUUAGCUGGGGCAGCAACAAUGCUUCAUUGUCUACCAGAAGCACCACAACCCUUAAAUCCACUGGUUAAACCAUUGAUGGAGGCUAUUAAAAAAGAAGAAAAUGAAGAGUUACAAAAGUUGGCAGCCAAGCAUCUUGCGCAUCUAGUUGAUUUGUGCGUCAACAGAAUACCUUGUCCUAAUGCUAAGAUAGUGACGAAUCUGUGUACAUUUCUUUGCUCGGACGUGGAGUUCACACCCCGUGUUACUAUUUCUGAUCUUGACUAUGAACCUUUUAACGGUAUUUUAACUCUCAGUAACAGACAAAAACAUGCUGAGCGUUUAGCAUAUAAUCGUGGUACUGCAAGUGGUACUGGAGGUAGCAGAGGACCAGGUAGACCACCGACAACAGACCUUCCAUUGGAAGAACUUUUAGCCUGUGAAGAACCUGAAGCAAAAGCUUCCAGAACCAGAAGACAAGGAGCUACUGUUGCUCUUAAUGCUAUUGCAAUUUUACUGGGAGAACACCUGCCUGAUAAACUACCACAAUUAUGGAAUUUGAUGCUACCAGAAAAUUUAAAAAAUUAUGUUAUAAUGAAUCAAAAUUUGCUUUCUGCUGAAGAAGCUAAUCAACUAGUUUUUAGUCUUCAAGUACUAGAAGUAAUAGCUCCAAGUUUAAAUAAAAAAUUAAUUGGACCAAUAAUAGAGUGUUUAAACAGCAUGUGUCUACUUUUGGCCAAUCCUUAUAAAAUCGUAAGACAUAUGGCAUCACGUUGCAUUGCUGUACUUGCAUCACUUAAUACCAAGGAGACAAUGAAUUUUGUUGUUCAUAAAAUAAUUGUACUUCUCGAGACCAACACAGUAGAACCUAGCAAGAGCAAUAUUAUGACCGUACCUAACGAUGUUGAUGCUCGACGUCAAGGUGCUGCAGAAGCUCUGACAUGUCUUGUUGAAAAUCUUGGUGUUGGUAUAGUACCUUAUGCCGUACUAUUCAUGGUACCCUUGCUGGGAAGAAUGAGUGAUCAGAAUCAAGCUGUUCGAUUAGCUUGCAGUGCAACUUUCGCUACCCUUGUUCAACUACUACCCUUGGAACCCGAAGCUAUUGAUGCAUCUCAACUUACUGAAGAAAAAACUCAGGAGAGACAUUUUCUUGAACAAUUGUUAAAUCCUCGCAGUAUUCCCGACACUGAAUUAACAAUACCAGUGGCUGCAGAAUUACGUUCCUAUCAACAACAGGGCCUCAAUUGGCUCAGUUUUCUGAAUCGCUAUCAACUACAUGGAGUCCUUUGUGAUGAUAUGGGGUUGGGGAAAACCUUGCAGACCCUUUGUAUUCUAGCACUUGAUCAUCAUCGUAAUAAACAAUUGCCAUCAAGCUUGGUUGUGUGCCCACCUACUCUUACAGGACAUUGGGUUUACGAAGCCGAAAAAUUUUUUGAAACAAAAGUUCUUUCGGUAAUACAAUACACUGGAAAUCCUGUAGAACGUGAGAGACUGCGUUCCCGUGUCCUGCAAUACAGGUUAGUCGUUGCUAGUUAUGAUAUAGUAAGAAAAGAUAUUGAUUUCUUUGAGGCAAUUCAAUGGAACUAUUGUGUACUUGAUGAGGGACAUGUCAUUAAGAAUGGAAAAACCAAAAGCGCUAAGGCAGCAAAAAAAUUACACGCUCAUCAUCGUUUAAUCCUAUCUGGAACUCCAGUACAAAAUGAUGUUUUAGAAUUGUGGUCCCUUUUUGAUUUUUUGAUGCCUGGCUUUUUAGGUAGUGAAAAACAGUUUGCUGCAAAAUAUUCUAGACCUAUUCUGGCCUGUCGUGAACCAAAAGCUGGAGCAAAGGAUCAAGAAGCAGGUGCCUUAGCUAUGGAAGCUCUUCAUCGACAAGUAUUGCCGUUUUUAUUAAGGCGAAAUAAGGAAGAUGUAUUACAAGACCUUCCUCCAAAGAUAACACAAGAUUAUUAUUGUGACCUCUCAAUAUUACAAAAAACUCUAUAUGAAGAUUUCAAAUCAAAACACUCUGUAGCAUUAAUUAAUAAUGCUACUUCAUCAAAUAAUCCACAUGGAGGACACGUAUUUGAAGCCUUAAGAUACCUUAGAAAUGUUUGCAAUCAUCCAAAACUUGUUCUUAGCACAAAACAUCCACAGUAUCAAACGGUUAUCAACAUGCUAAAACAACAACACAGUAGCCUUGCAGAUAUUGAACAUGGAGCUAAACUUCCUGCUUUAAAACAGUUGUUAUUGGAUUGUGGUAUUGGCCAUCCACAACAACAAACUACACGUAAUUCUAGUGGAUCAAAUAAUGAUAAUCAGCAACAAGCACAGCUUGUGAGUCAACAUCGUGCUUUGAUAUUCUGCCAACUAAAAGCUAUGUUAGAUAUUGUAGAACAUGAUCUAUUACGCAUACAUUUACCAAACGUUACAUAUCUUAGACUUGAUGGUAGCGUUCCGGCUGCUCAACGUCAUUCAGUUGUCGCUCGUUUUAACGCUGAUCCAUCCAUUGAUGUACUACUAUUGACAAGUCAAGUAGGUGGACUUGGGUUAAAUCUUACUGGAGCUGAUACAGUUAUAUUUGUUGAACAUGAUUGGAAUCCUAUGAAAGAUUUACAAGCGAUGGAUCGAGCUCAUCGCAUUGGUCAAAAAAAAGUUGUUAAUGUUUAUAGACUUAUUACUCGACAAACUUUAGAAGAAAAGAUCAUGGGACUUCAAAAAUUUAAAUUACUCACGGCAAACACAAUUAUAUCUACUGAUAAUGCUUCUCUUGAAACUAUGAAAACAGAACAGUUAUUGGACUUAUUUUCAUUGGAUAAUGAUAAAAAAAUACAAAGUGAUACUAUAGUAGAAGAAACAGGUGUUACAAAGAUGAAUACACUACCUGGAGUAAAUAAAACAGUUUUAGAUAUUCUACCUGAACUCUGGGAACAUCAACAAUAUGACGAUGAAUAUGACAUGGAUUCAUUUUUAACAACGUUAAAGGCUGCCUUUCAAUAACAAAAACAAAAACAGCUCAUUUGUAAUGAAUUACACAAAUAUGUGUGUAAUGUUUGAUGAAUAUUUUGUGCAAAUCAUUUUUAAAACAAAUACUUUUAUAGACACAAAUUAA